GCGCGGGCGAAGGUCGGGGCGCGCGCCGGACCGGGCCGGUGCCGCCGCGGCCGCGACAUGGCAGCAGCGCUGGAGUCGCUGGAGUCGUGCCUGGAGCGGCACAUCCCGCCCGAGGAGCUCGCCGAGGUGCAGCGGAUCCUCUACGGCGGCCAGGCAAGAAAACUUAAUUUGCUACCUGCAGCUCGAUCAGCAGCUCAGGAAAGAGGAUUUGAGCUCCAGGGCUAUGGAUUUGAUGCUGCUCCCGAGCAGCUGAGGCGGCCACGUGUUGUUCGUGUAGGACUGGUACAGAACAGAAUUCCACUUCCCACGGACACGGCCGUGGCAGUCCAGGUGGCUGCACUGCACAAACGCAUUGAGGAGAUCAUGGAAGUAGCUGCACUGUGUGGGGUCAACAUAGUUUGUUUCCAGGAGGCUUGGACCAUGCCCUUUGCCUUUUGCACAAGAGAGAAGCUUCCUUGGACUGAAUUUGCCGAGUCAGCAGAGGAUGGACCAACAACAAAGUUCUGUCAAGAGCUGGCAAAGAAAUACAACAUGGUUGUGGUGUCUCCCAUCCUGGAGCGAGAUGAAGUCCAUGGGGGAACUCUGUGGAAUACUGCCGUGGUCAUUUCUAAUUCUGGAGCUGUCCUUGGCAAAAGCAGGAAAAAUCACAUCCCAAGGGUUGGAGACUUCAAUGAGUCUACUUACUACAUGGAAGGCAACACAGGGCACCCAGUGUUUCAGACCCAGUUUGGAGCCAUUGCUGUCAACAUCUGCUACGGGCGGCACCACCCUCUCAACUGGCUUAUGUUCAGCAUCAAUGGGGCAGAGAUCAUCUUCAACCCCUCAGCCACCAUCGGAACACUGAGCGAGGCACUGUGGCCAGUGGAAGCCAGAAAUGCUGCCAUAGCCAAUCACUGCUUCACCUGCGCCAUCAACAGGGUGGGAACGGAGUACUUCAAGAAUGCCUUUACUUCUGGAGAUGGUGGAAAAGCACACCAUGACUUGGGUCAUUUUUAUGGCUCAAGUUAUGUAGCUGCACCAGAUGGCAGCAGGACCCCGGGGCUCUCCCGCACUCAGGAUGGACUUCUGGUGGUAGAGAUGGAUCUGAACCUCUGCAGGCAAGUUGGUGACAAGUGGAAUUUUAAGAUGACUGGCAGGUAUGAGAUGUAUGCAGACAAGCUCGCUGAAGCAGUCAAGCCUCAUUUUGUACCCAAUAUAAUCAGAGAGUAAGAGAGAGAGCUCGUGGCAAUCAAAUGGUAGGUGCCAGGUUAAGAGGUGCUGCUGGCUUCACCUUGCAUCACAAUUUGUUACUCUGAUGUUGUCAGUUAAAUUUUCUCUGUAACCAGCUUUUAAUUCAAAGGAUUCAAAACUGUGUUAAGUAAAAAGAAGUUCCAAAAUGG
This is a messenger RNA of Pogoniulus pusillus (Red-fronted tinkerbird), 1379 nucleotides long. It is a transcript of the gene UPB1, whose product is annotated as beta-ureidopropionase 1. NCBI's taxonomy places the organism in Eukaryota, Metazoa, Chordata, Aves, Piciformes, Lybiidae. The coding region runs from base 58 to 1209 and encodes 383 amino acids. The transcript has 10 exons. Gene Ontology annotation, molecular function: beta-ureidopropionase activity. The record is from RefSeq and is a predicted model, not a curated record.